UAAGGGAAAGGUUCCCGCGCGGAGCUGACAACUUUCCCUGCCUUCGCUUGCUGCCUGCCUGGAACUAUGGCGGCCUCUGCGCCGACUCCGCACGCGACUGGCUUCCCGGCCGAGGGUCGCUGCGGUUACUACGUGGCGAAGAAGAAGCGGUUCUGCAGGAUGGUGGCGGCCGCCGGGAGGAGGUUCUGCGGCGAACACGCUGGCGCCGCGGAGGAAGAAAAUGAUCGAAAAAGAAUCCUGUGUCCUUUAGAUCCGAAACACACAGUCUAUGAAGAUCAAUUAGCAAAGCAUUUGAAAAAAUGUAACUCAAGAGAGAAGCCAAAACCUGACUUCUUUAUUCAAGAUAUUAAUGCAGGCCUAAAAGACGAAACAGAAAUACCUGAACAGUUAGUUCCAAUUUCUUCUCUCCCUGAAGAGCAGUUGGACAUUUUAAUUAAGAAGUUGAAAAAAGCAAGUGAGGGUUUGAACUCUACACUUAAAGAUCAAAUUAUGUCCCAUCCAGCAUUGCAUGAUGCCCUUAAUGACCCUAACAAUGGGGAUUCUGCAACCAAACACCUGAAGCAGCAGGCUUCUAUUUUAGGUAACAUUGAGAAAUUAAAGUUACUUGGUCCAAGAAGAUGCUUUGUUGAGUUUGGAGCAGGAAAGGGGAAAUUAUCUCACUGGGUUGAUAUUGCCUUAAAAGAUGCCGAAGAAGUUCACUUCAUCCUCGUAGAGAAGGUGCCCACGAGGUUCAAGGUAGAUGGCAAACACAGAAAGAAAAAUUCAGUGUUUCAGAGACUUCAGAUUGACAUCCAACACCUGUGUCUGAACAGGAUUCCCGUGCUGAGCAGGGAGAGGCUGCCUGUGGUAGGAAUCGGAAAGCACCUGUGUGGAGCGGCCACAGAUCUUGCAUUACGCUGCCUGGUCGAAACGUAUGGCGCCAGCCGUGAGGAAGGGAGUGAAGAGCCUUCAGCCAAACGCAUCAAGAACGAGAAAGCAGACAGAGACAUCGACGCUGCGGCCGAGGCCGGCGGAGAAAGAAACGUGGCGGAGGCGUGGACCCCUGUGGCUGGCAUUGUGGUCGCGCUGUGCUGUCACCACAGGUGCGACUGGAGACACUACGUGGGCAAAGACUAUUUCAGGGCGCAGGGCCUGGGCGCCCAGGAGUUCCACUAUUUCCAGCGCAUGAGUAGCUGGGCGACGUGUGGGAUGCGGACAGCGGCUGUGGAGGCCUCCGGUGUCCCCAGGACGAGAGAUGACGAGAGCGAGGACGGCGAGGAGCAUGAUGGCGGGGGACAUGGAGGCCCUGAGGACCGCGCCGGGACGUUGCCCGGGUUCCUCCCCGCGGAAGAGAAGGAGAGGCUGGGGCGCCUGUGCAAGCUGCUGAUUGACCAGGGCCGCCUGCAGUACCUGCGGCGGAGGGGCUUCCGGGCCGCGCUGCAGCGCUACACAGACCCGGGGGUGUCCCUGGAGAACGUGCUGCUCACCGCCUUGCCGGCUCCAUCCGCAGACACGACUGCUUAACGGAGAAGAAGCUGAACGCCAUCUGUCUUCCACCAAAAAACAAGGCCCCACACUGUGUUUUUAUACUCAUGGAAAUAUCAUUUAUAGCAGGUAAUCCGGACUUUAUAAAACGUUGUGCCUCACUGCA
This is a messenger RNA of Eptesicus fuscus (big brown bat), 1630 nucleotides long. It is a transcript of the gene TRMT13, whose product is annotated as tRNA methyltransferase 13 homolog. Lineage: Eukaryota; Metazoa; Chordata; Mammalia; Chiroptera; Vespertilionidae. Bases 67 to 1503 code for a protein of 478 amino acids. The transcript has 11 exons. Gene Ontology annotation, biological process: tRNA methylation. The record is from RefSeq and is a predicted model, not a curated record.